CUCAGAUUGCACAUGUGAGAAUAGGAGCUGUUGGAGGGGGGGAAGAUAAAUUCAUCCUUCACAAUGGACUCUGUUUUCUUCCUGAGCAUCAGGCGCUGAUUUAUAUGCCCCGUACUCCGUAUUUUUGGUUGCAUUGUCUUGGUCGAUCACCGAAACCCCCCUGUUGACACUUUCCCACCGUACCCCUGCUCAAACAUCUUCAGUAACAUCUCCUUGCAGUCAGGCCUGUCUCAUUAUCGCAAGGACUUCCGACUAAAAAGGGCGAUCUUGCGGGACUUGCUGUAGUCGAUUGUCAGGAUUAAAAACCAGAGAGAUACCCCUCAGAGCCAGCGUUCUUUCACCCAUCACUCCAUUUUUUCAAAAAAUCAACCACAAUGGCGACGAACAUCACAUUCCACGCAGCUGCCUUUACCCGCGCUGAGCGCACCAAACUCCGAGGACAGCGUGGUCUCACCAUCUGGCUUACCGGUCUUUCUGCCUCCGGCAAAUCCACCGUCGCCGUCGACCUCGAACAUUAUCUCAUUUCCGAGCGCGGGGUAGCAGCCUACCGCCUCGAUGGAGACAACAUCCGCUUCGGUCUCAACAAGGAUCUCGGUUUCAGCGAAUCAGACCGCAACGAGAACAUCCGACGCAUUGCAGAGGUCGCCAAGCUCUUCGCCGAUAGCAGCACCGUCGCCAUCACAUCGUUUAUCUCUCCAUACCGAAAGGACCGCGAUACGGCGCGGGCUCUGCACGAAGCUCAGGCUGAAGGAGAUGACAGCCUACCGUUCGUCGAAGUCUUCAUUGACGUUCCCGUCGAGGUUGCCGAGCAGAGAGAUCCAAAGGGCCUGUACAAGAAGGCCAGAGCUGGUGUGAUCAAGGACUUCACCGGAAUCAGCGCCCCAUAUGAAGAGCCAUUGAAGCCGGAGGUCCAUGUUCGCAAUGUUGAUAUCCCCGUGAGACAAGCUGUGGAACAGAUUGUCGCAUACUUGGAUGAGAAAGGCUACCUUCCACCCAAGCCUGAGCCAAAGAACUAAGCCUUUGUUUUUCCUUUAUUUUGUCCUGUUAUGAUAGACACAUCUGUAUAGAA
Molecule: messenger RNA, 1069 nt
Organism: Coccidioides posadasii C735 delta SOWgp
Lineage: Eukaryota; Fungi; Ascomycota; Eurotiomycetes; Onygenales; Onygenaceae
Gene: MET14
Product: Adenylyl-sulfate kinase
Biological process (GO): sulfate assimilation
Molecular function (GO): adenylylsulfate kinase activity; ATP binding
Source: RefSeq, a predicted model, not a curated record